Messenger RNA from Cryphonectria parasitica EP155, 1347 nucleotides. RefSeq lists its product as uncharacterized. The transcript has a single exon. Gene Ontology annotation, biological process: protein import into peroxisome matrix; protein monoubiquitination. Gene Ontology annotation, molecular function: protein binding; ubiquitin-protein transferase activity; zinc ion binding. NCBI's taxonomy places the organism in Eukaryota, Fungi, Ascomycota, Sordariomycetes, Diaporthales, Cryphonectriaceae. The record is from RefSeq and is a predicted model, not a curated record. Gene Ontology annotation, cellular component: peroxisomal membrane; peroxisomal importomer complex. Bases 1 to 1347 code for a protein of 448 amino acids.
AUGGAAUUCAUUACUGCCCUCCGGGGCACCAGCUUCGACGACCAGAAGCCCUCGCUGUUCGAGCUCCUGUCCGAGCAGCAGCUCUCCUCUCUCCUACCGCCCACCCUUCGCUACCUCCUUGUGCACGCGACCCACCGCUCGCCGCGCUACCUCCUCCCCGUCCUCAACUCCUUCGAUGAGACCUACGCCGUCCUCAUGCUCCUCGUCGAGCGCCACUACCUCCUCACCCGCGGCGGCUCCUUCACCGAGCACUUUUACGGCCUCAAGCGCGAGAAGAGUCUGGCCUCCGAGAUCCCCCGCGCCGCCGCCCGUGCCCCGGCCCUCGUGCGCGACACCCUGGCCCUGCGCACUGCCGACGUCUGGCGCAACCUCGCUGUCAUGGUCGGCAUCCCCUAUCUGAAGCGCAAGCUCGACGAGGCCUACGAGGUCAAUGCCCCGCGCGCCCUGCUGGGCACCGCCUACACCUCCCUCCCGCCCAAUCCGAGUUGGCGCGACAGGCUCCUGCACUACUACCGCUGGUUCCUCAGGAACAUCUACCCGUCCGUCAACGCCGCCUACUGCUUCGCCUUGCUGGCUUUCAAUCUCGCCUACCUGUUCGACAGCUCCAAGUACCACAAUCCUUUUCUAUGGCUAAUCGGCACGAGAGUAAGAAGGAUGACAGGCGCCGACUAUGCCGCCAUCAGAGCACGCGAAGAGAAGACCGCCGACAAGGGUGCGGGGCCCGGGGCUACAUCGCUGUUCUCGCCCAGGAACAUGGGCGCCAAGGUCCUGGGCAGUCUGUCGGUGCUGCUCCCGACAAGCAUCUUCGCCCUCAAGUUCCUCGAGUGGUGGUACGCGAGCGACUUUGCGAGGCAGCUGUCAAGGAGGGCCACGGAGAGCUUGGACCUACCGCCGCCGAUCGUGUCGGGUGUGUCGCCGGACAAUGACGGCAGGGGCAAGAGGCAAUCCCACCAGGCGGGCGACAGAAACUCCGCUGCUGCUGCUGGUGGAGAAGAAAAAGGCAACGAUGAGAAGGAAGAUGACGAGGCUGAGGCAGAUGAGAAGACCAUGGCUGAGCGUGCGCCCAUCGCCAAGCCCUCUCUGCUGCCUAUCUACACUGUCUGCGCGCCGGGGAACUCGGAGCUGUGCCCGAUCUGUAGGGACGACAUCACCACGCCCACGGCAUGCCAGACAGGUGUGGUAUACUGCUACGCGUGCAUACACAAGUGGGUUAGCGGCAUGCACCCGAGGCAGGAGGCGUUCAUGUCCGACAAGAUGGGCAAGUGGGAGAGCGGCGAGUCGCGCUGUGCAGUCACUGGCAGACGCGUGCUAGGCGGCACAGAAGGGCUGAGGCGCAUCAUGGUAUGA